AGAUGUAUGGAGUUCUCAGAGGACGUGGUUUUGUACUGAAUGGAAUAGCUAGAAAUUUUCAGGCAAAGGAAAGAUGUCUUUUGCGAUUGAGUGCACAGUUUUCUCGAAAAAGAACUGUUGCUUCGCACUAUUCCGCAUAUUCAGCUUCGUCUACUGGGUCCGGCAUGAAUACUACGUUACUUAUCGGUAGUGGAGUGUGCCUAAUUGGCGUUUCCUUUGCUGUGUAUCAACUUGGUAUUUUUAAUACAUAUCAGAAAAAGUCAUCUAAAUCUACACAAAAUGCAAACAAAACUGUAGAGGACAUUGAGAGUGCUCAAGACAGUUCAGCACCAAAUACAGUAACACAGAAAACUGAUGAUGAUUUGUCUUCACAAAAAGCUGCAAUUGUGGAAGAGCUACCGAUCUUACCAAAGCAUGUGCAGUAUAUAUUGAUUGGAGGUGGAACAGCUUCAUAUACUACUAUGAAGACAAUUCAAGAGCACGACUCUACUGCAAAGAUUUUGAUUAUUUGUGAAGAGGAAUUUGCUCCAUAUAUGCGACCUCCCCUUUCCAAAGAGCUAUGGUUUACUGAUGAUCUGUCUGGUGCUGCUCGUUCUCUUAAUUUCAAACAAUGGGAUGGUCAGGAAAGGAGUUUGUUUUACAAAGAGUCUAAUGUUUUUCUUCAACCAGUGGAACUAAAUGACAGCAAUGGAGUGGCAAUUAUGACUGGUAGAAAGGUUGUUUCUGUUGAUGCUGAUGGUCAAUGUAUUACACUGGACCAUGGUGGUAGCAUUGAAUACGACAAGCUACUUAUUGCAACUGGAGGUAGACCAAAGAACUUAACUGUGUUUCAACAGUCAUCUGAAGAUAUCAAGAAAAGAGUUACUCUUUUUAGAGAUAUAUCAGACUUUCAAAAUUUGGUCAAUGUCUCACAAAGAGCACAGUCUUUCCUUGUGGUAGGAGGAGGAUUUCUUGGAAGUGAGUUGGCAUGUGCUCUUGGAUUCCAAGCAAAAAGGACUGGACAGACAGUAACUCAAGUGUUCAGAGAAGAAGGCAACAUGUCAAAGGUGCUACCUAAGUAUUUGAGUAUUUGGACAACUGACAGAGUAAGAGAAGAGGGUGUUGAUGUUCAGCCAAAGACAGUGAUUUCGUCUAUCAUGCUAAGGGAUGGCCGCAUUGUUGCAGUAACUGAUGGUGGCAAAGAGUUGGUUGCUGACCAUGUUGUUGUUGCUGUCGGCAUUGAUGCCAACACUGACUUAGCAGAGUCAGCUGGUUUGGAAACUGACCCACAGUUGGGUGGUUAUCGAGUUAAUGCGGAGCUUGGAGCUGCAUCCAACAUUUGGGUGGCAGGUGAUGCUUCAUGUUUUUAUGACAUCAAACUUGGUAGACGUCGUGUGGAACAUCAUGACCACGCCGUUGUUAGUGGUCGUUUAGCAGGAGAAAACAUGACAGGAGCAGCCAAGAAAUACAGGCACCAAUCUAUGUUUUGGAGUGAUCUUGGUCCUAAACUGGGAUACGAAGCUAUUGGGCUUGUUGAUUCAUCUCUUUCCACAGUUGGUGUGUGGACUUUUGCAACUGCACAGGACACACCAGCAGCAGCAACUGCCGAGAGUGGCAGCAAUAUUCGAUCUCAGCAAGAAGAGGAAGUAGCAACAGUAUGUGAAAUGGAGUCUUCUACAGAGUCUAGUGGACCUCCUGCAUUAUCUACUGCUGUUGAUGUUGGGUCAUCGAUAUCAGAGUUAGCAUCUUCUAGUGCUGACAAUGAUUUGGCAGGAUUGACAUCUCAAGAAGACAUGGUUGAAAUUCCAAGCAACUUUAGUAAAGGCGUAGUAUUUUAUGUGCGGGACAAGAUGGUAGUUGGUGUUGUUUUGUGGAAUCUCUUCAAUCAGAUGCCAAUAGCAAGACGAAUUAUUGAGGAAGGCAAGAGAUAUGGAGAAGCGACAGACUUUCAUGAACUGGCAAAGGCACUUCACUUAUAUGGUGACAACAAUUAGAGGUACAAACGUUGAUUACAGACGUCUUACUAUUGUUAUGUGCAUUGUUAAGGCUAUUAUGAGAGUACAAAGUAUUGUAUUUGUAGUUUUGUCGACUUGUCUUUAUGUUUUGUUUGUAAUUUUGUCAAUAAUGUGAUGAUAAGGGGAGUCAUCUA
Messenger RNA from Corticium candelabrum, 2128 nucleotides. Its product is annotated as apoptosis-inducing factor 1, mitochondrial-like. The transcript has 15 exons. The record is from RefSeq and is a predicted model, not a curated record. Gene Ontology annotation, cellular component: mitochondrion; cytoplasm. Gene Ontology annotation, biological process: apoptotic process; mitochondrial respiratory chain complex assembly. The coding region runs from base 3 to 1973 and encodes 656 amino acids. Lineage: Eukaryota; Metazoa; Porifera; Homoscleromorpha; Homosclerophorida; Plakinidae. Gene Ontology annotation, molecular function: NAD(P)H oxidase H2O2-forming activity; protein dimerization activity; FAD binding.